AUUGCGUCGUUCCCAUGGGCUGUACCUAGGCGGGAGGGACGAGGCUUCUUCGUGGUGGUCGUGCACGCCCUUUCCCUUCCCCGUUUCCCCGUUUCCCUCUCCUCUCGCUCGCUCUUUCACUGUGUUGUAAGUUGCUGGCACCAUUGCUUCCGAAGUCGUAGAUUUCGUUGGCCAGCUGCUUCGGAUCUCCACCUCCACCUCCACCUCCUCCACCUUCCCCGACUCGUCCUGCUUUCUUUCUCCUCUGCCUGGUCUGGUUUGGUGAUAUUUCUGUCUUCGGGUGGCGGUGUAGUAGGACAGGGGCCUCGAACCAGAGUGGAGGAGGUGGAGUGUGGACGUGAUGUUUUCAUUGGCACUGUUCGCUUAUGAAACUACAUACGGGAUAGUUUCUUAUCUGAAAGAGUGUGACUAGUUCUUAGAGUAGAGCUUCACAGUGUAGGCCUGGAGGCUGUGACCGGAUAAUGUUUAUGGAAGCGCUGCUAUGAAAUUGCUUCCUUUGCAUCAUUGAGGCUUGGAUUCUGAUAAGGGUUCCUACUUUGGCGGGUUUGGAGAACAAGCCUUGUAGGAGCACCAAUCGAGACUUUUUGUUGCGUGUGCUCCAAUUUGGGAGCAAUGGCACCAGCAGCACAAUCUGAGGGCCCAAGAACAAGUUCAACGACGAUGAGAAAUAGUGAGCUGGGAAAUCCCAUACCAAGGGUAAAGGUCGAUUUAACAGAGGAUGAUUUUCGAGAAUCAGCAUAUGAAAUCAUGCUGGCUGCAACCGGGACCGCGGCUUUAAGUGCAAGAAGCGUGGGAUCAGCACGUUCUAAGCCUGAUAAGGGCAUAACAGCAGUGGCUGCCAGCCGUAUGAAAAAAGCUCUUGGUCUCAAGUUGAACACCGGUGUAUCUAGGAGAGGAGGAAAACCUCGUACAACAGCUGAGCUCAUGCGAGACCAAAUGUUAAUUGCCGAUACCGUCGACUUGAGAACACGCCGGGCUCUUUCUCGUGCUGCAGCUGGCCAGGCCAGCAGGCGCACCGAACACAUGCUGGUUCCUCUUGAGCUCUUGCAAAAUAUUCCAGCUUCAGCGUUCACGGACUCCUCGGAGCACGUGCGCUGGUUAAAAAGACAACUUCGGAUAUUGGAAGCAGGGCUUCUGGCCCACCCACUUGUUCGAGGUGACUCUCAAGGAGUGGAAGCUCUUCGGCUUCGACAGUGCUUAAAGGAGAUGUACUGCAGGGCCUCAGAUACUGGUAAGAACACAGAGAGCAUUCAAGCCUUACGAAACGCAGCGAUGGCACGCGCAGGAAGGCCACUCAAUGGAGAGAGUAACGAAGACGUUCUACAUUGGGCGGAUGGGUAUCCGUUUAACAUUAACCUCUACGUGGCUCUGCUGGGAUGUGUUUUUGACCACGUUGAAGAAGGCACAGUACUCGAGGAACUCGAUGACAUGUUGGAAAUGUUCAAGAAAACGUGGGUAGUUCUGGGAAUUGAUCAACUUACUCACAACAUGCUAUUCAUGUGGGUUCUCUUCCGUCAGUACGUAAACACUGGGCAAAAAGAGCUCGAUCUUCUGGGAGCUGCUGAGAGCCAGAUGGCAGAAGUCGUGAAAGAUUAUAAAUCCGCACGCCCUGAGCAGUGGAACCUCUUGCACUCGAUACUGACAGCUAUCCAGACUUGGACAGAGAGGAGGCUGUUGUCGUAUCAUGAUUCGUUUCCUGAGGGCGCAAGAGGUCCCUUGGAGAAGGUUUUGGCUUUGGCUGUUCAAUCUGCUGAGGUUAUAGGUGAGGACAUGCAUCAAGACAAAAGACGCAAGGUGAAGAUUAGUAUUGCGAUUAGCACCGUGGACUUGUAUGUUCGAUCGUCCAUUCGGACAGCAUUUGCGCAGAUGAUGGAGAGUGUGGAUACAAGAAGGAAGGCUGCUGAUGCGCCUAUACCAGCUCUGGCGCAGCUUGCGAAAGAUACAUCUGCACUUGUGUCUAAAGAAAUAGAGAACUUUAGCCCUUCGCUGAAAGAAUGGCAUCCAUACGCAGGGGGUGUUGCUGCAGUAACUCUGCAUGCUUGUUAUAGUAGGGAAAUAAAGCAGUAUAUGUCAGGGGUGUCUGCAUUAACUGCAGACACUGUGCAAGUCUUGGAAGCUGCUGAUCAGUUGGAGAAGUCGUUAGUUCAAGUUGUCGUGGAAGAUGGAGUGUAUGCAGAAGACGGAGGUAAGGCGUUAAUCAGGGAAAUGCCGCCUUUUGAAGCUGAUCGAGCAGUGGGAAACUUAGCCAAGAAGUGGGUUGAAGAAAAGUUGCAAAUGCUGAAGGAAAUGGUUACUCUUAACGUCAGUAAGGAGAGCUGGGAGCCCAAUUCCUUGAAAGAGCGUUACGCUUCAUCGGCGGUGGAGCUUCUUCGUAUUGUGGACGAGAUGCUCAACACUUAUUUUGCACUCCCUGUGUCACAGUUCCCAGAAUUACUUCAGGACUUGGUAAAUGGCAUAGACAAUGCAUUAAAAAUUUAUGCUACCCAGGCGAUUGGUAGUUGUGGUGAAAAAGACGCUCUGAUUCCUCCAAUCCCACCUCUUACACGGUGCAAGACCAAAAAGUCUUGGUUUGGAAAAGGCAGAAGUGAUAGAGGUAGUCCCAAGCCUAAGGGCACUUUAAAGAAGGAGCCUUCCUCAGCCGCAGUUUACGACCUUCCACACAUUUGCCUGCGAAUGAAUACUCUACAUCAUCUCCUGGUUGAAGUUGAUUUUAUUGAGAAGAAGAUACGAACUGGAUGGCGAAAGGAUUCUGCUCUGUCCGGUCAUGUGCCUUCUAUGCAACCAAAUACAGAAGCAGUCGACAGCAAUUUAUACGAAACCAGGAGUUUGUUGAAGGAGGGAAUCGACAAGCUCAUGGAGAUAGCAGCAUAUAGGGUGGUUUUUGUUGAUUUGAGACCUGUUCUGUGGGACAGGCUUUAUGUGGGAGGGGUAGCAAGUUCAAGAAUCAGUGCCGUAAUCGAAGAGUUGGAUACUCAAUUGGGAAUUAUUUCGGACAGUUCCGUAGAGCAAUUGAGCAAUCGAGUAAUAGGUUCCCUGAUGCGAGCCUGUUUCGAAGGGCUUAUGCUAGUUUUGAUGGCAGCUGGUCCAAUGAGAUCUUUUACUGUAAGUGAUGCAAGUAUGUUGCAGGAGGAUCUCAAGAGUAUGAAGGAUCUUUUCAUAGCAGAUGGAGAUGGACUACCUGCAACGCAGGUGGAGAGGGAAGCAGCCUUUGCCACUGAAGUAGUCUCUCUGUUUUCACUUCCAACUUCUGAGGUUAUUCAGAGAUUCAACUCCGUUUAUGGAAUUGGGAAAGGCGGAACCAAACCAUCUCUACCUUCUAUUACGGGCACUUGGAGCGCUUCUGACCCAGAUACAUUAUUGCGAAUACUGUGUUAUCGAGGCGAUGAUACAGCUUCAAAAUAUUUGAAGAAGACCUUUCGAUUACCAAAUAAUGAGUAGAAUGUUGUUACCAUCUCAACCGGUGUCAACAAAUGUUUAGCUGAAUGUACAAAAAUCUCAAGCCAUUCCAUCCUUGGCUGUUUCCGCUUGUGGGAGUAUACUGGUGGUCCUUUGAAGACUAAGAAUAGGUGGUGUGUGUGCAAGAGGCUCGGUGCUUCUGCUGACUGGGACUCGCUCGGUGUAAGUAAUUCAUUUUUAUAUAUAUUCAUUCAGGAAACGGGACAAAGAGAUUGCUCUUGGGUAUUUAAAUACUCUCCGUGUCCUUUGUUUAAUAGGGCGCUUAUGAACACAAUGCAUAGGAUACUAUGUUUCAAAUUCCUAUUUAAUCUGUGUAGACUGUUUUUUUCGAGUGUGAUGGUUUCUGGAAAGCACCUCAAUUGACUGUUGUUUUUGUUGCAGUCUUAGAAAUAAUUCAAAAUCUUUUUCAUAGUUAUGAAUAGCUAUUUCUAAUGCACAUUGUAAUAGCAAAGGGAUGUGGAUACAGAUACAUUCUUAUUAUGCAUCA
Molecule: messenger RNA, 3943 nt
Organism: Physcomitrium patens
Lineage: Eukaryota; Viridiplantae; Streptophyta; Bryopsida; Funariales; Funariaceae
Product: protein unc-13 homolog
Source: RefSeq, a predicted model, not a curated record